Messenger RNA from Zonotrichia leucophrys gambelii, 772 nucleotides. It is a transcript of the gene CKS2, whose product is annotated as CDC28 protein kinase regulatory subunit 2. The transcript has 3 exons. The record is from RefSeq and is a predicted model, not a curated record. Gene Ontology annotation, biological process: regulation of mitotic cell cycle. Gene Ontology annotation, molecular function: histone binding; protein kinase binding; ubiquitin binding. Lineage: Eukaryota; Metazoa; Chordata; Aves; Passeriformes; Passerellidae. The coding region runs from base 146 to 385 and encodes 79 amino acids. Gene Ontology annotation, cellular component: cyclin-dependent protein kinase holoenzyme complex; SCF ubiquitin ligase complex.
CCAAUGGGAGUCGAGCCGCUGGAUUCAAACGGUGCGGGGCGCGGAAGGGGGCAGUUAGUGCGCGAGGCGUCCGUGAGGGAGUCACCUGAGGCCGCUGCUCGUCCCGCUGCUCGUCCCGCUGCUCCAGCCUGCGCUGCCGCCCGCCAUGGCCCACAAGCAGAUCUACUAUUCCGAUAAGUACUCUGAUGAGCAGUACGAGUACCGACAUGUGAUGCUGCCACGAGAACUUUCAAAACAGGUGCCAAAAUCUCAUCUGAUGUCUGAAGAAGAGUGGAGACGACUUGGUGUUCAGCAGAGUCUUGGCUGGGUUCACUAUAUGAUCCAUGAGCCAGAACCACAUAUUCUGCUCUUCAGAAGACCGCUUCCAAAGGAUGAGCAGAAAUAAGCCUUGGCCUUUUGAAUCUUCUGGAACUAUGUAUAGGAAUGUAUAUAUGUUGGAUAUAUUCAGUGAAUACUUUAAAUUUACAAAACAUACAUCCGAACCUGUGCAUGAGCUGUAUUAUUCACAGCAACAAAGCUCAGUCAAAUGCAAUUCCAAGCAGGCUGCUAUGACGUUCAAAGAGUGAUGAGUUUAUCUUUUAAUGUUAAUGUAAGUGCCUCUCUGACUUAAAUUUUGUUUGUGCUGCAUGUUCUAAUUAGCUCAUCACUUGUUAGUGUUCUGUAACUUUUGCACUCAAGUUUUCUGCUGUAGUCUAGUAUGUUCAAAUCCAGUAGUUCAACUGUUUAGUAGUAAGUAGGCUUAAGAAAUAAACUUCUUAAAUGUGUUAUGAAA